ACUUGUCUUUGUCAUUUGAAAUAAUUUAGGUCCCAAGAAGCAGAAAACAAUGACCUUUCAACCAUAUUCACCUAUUCCAAUAGCAAUAUUUAUCAUAUUUAAGUAUUUAAUUAAUGAAAGCAAGAAGGAAGCUGGAAUUAAGAGAAGAUGAAGAAGAUGAAUCUGUUACUGAAGAAGUGCAAGACUUUGUCAAGGCAACUAGGAAGAAGCUCAUCUUAUAGUAGUUUAAGGUCAAAGUCUACAAGAGAAGAUUUUUGGAAUGUGGAAUCUCCAGAUAAUAAAGAGGAUUAUGAGACUAUUCUUGUUGGCAACUCAAGAAGGAGAUAUGUGAUAAAAUCCAAAUAUUUGAGCCAUCCACUAUUGAAUGCUCUAAUAGAGAAAUCAAAGCAGAAACAUGGGGAGAAAGAUCAUCUUUCAGUUAAGUGUGAAGUUGUGCUUUUUGAUCAUCUUCUCUGGUUGCUUGAAAAUGCUGACCCCAACAACCUGAAUUCUGAUUCUUUGGAGGAAUUGGCUGAUCUAUAUGUUGUUUAAUUUGAAUAUUUUUCAAUAAUAUUCAAUCUUCCUUUUCAUUCUCUAGUCAAAAAUAUGUUUUAGCUCUAGUAUUUUUUCAUGUAACUAGUAGUAAUAAAUGUUAAGGAGUGACUAUCUCUCAUAAAAAUGAGAAGGAUCAUAGUUUCCUAUUAUAUGUUUAUUUUUUCCUUGCUUACAACUUUCAUCAUUCUUUAUUCAAGUUGCUGAUUUCCGAUGUAAGAAUUAUAGAUCAAUAAAGUUCAUUGUGCUUGGUAAAUUGUGAGUGUGGUAUUGGUUUAAGGAAA
Messenger RNA from Lycium barbarum (goji berry), 815 nucleotides. Its product is annotated as auxin-responsive protein SAUR76. The record is from RefSeq and is a predicted model, not a curated record. Lineage: Eukaryota; Viridiplantae; Streptophyta; Magnoliopsida; Solanales; Solanaceae. The transcript has a single exon. Bases 148 to 531 code for a protein of 127 amino acids. Gene Ontology annotation, biological process: response to auxin.